CGGCCGCACGACGAACGAACUGUGGCGCUACGACGUCGCCAACAACACGUGGAGCAACGAGACGAGAGGUGGCGCCCCCUACGGGCUGAUGGGGCACACGGCGAACGUCGUCGACGAUCGCAUGGUCGUCAUCUUCGGACACAACCCGGUGUAUGGAUACGUGAACACCGUGCAGGAGUACUUCUUUGGGUGCGGGAGCUGGAUGACCCUUGACCCUCCCGACGCUGCGUUCAUGCGCGCGCCACGGUUUGGUCAUUCCGCCGUCGCGCACAACGGUAGCGUGUACAUAUUCGGUGGUUUCAACAGCGUGAUGAUGAACGAUAUGCUAGUGUACAGUCCAGGUGACUGCAGCCUGAAUGAGGAUGAAGAAAGCUGCAGGACGGCACGGGUGGGUGUGAAAUGUGUCUGGGUCGGCGGCAAAUGUCGUUAUCUAUCACAAGUACAGCAACUACCGGACAGCGCAUGCCCCAAGCCAGCAGCGAACCACGAGGCUAAGUGCAUGAGUCUACAGACGUGUCCCGGGUGUCUGGAGAACAGCUACGGAUGCGCGUGGUGCGCCGGCAUGUGCUACCCCGCAGGCAUCUGCGCUAACUCAUCCAUCACGGCGACGACCGAGCAGAACAAGUGCAAAGUGUUGGAGUGUUCUGGUGUUCAGUCAUGUUCAGAGUGUCAGUUGCACCCAGGCUGUGCUUGGUGUGACGACGCCAGCAACACGGGCAAAGGACGCUGCAUGCGAGGGGGAGCCACCGGUACUCUCGCAGACGCUGACCACAAUGAAGAAUGUCUAGCAGAAAACUGGCAUUUCAUAGGCUGCCCCGCGUGUCAGUGUAACGGACACAGCAUGUGUACUAACGACAGUGUGUGCAUCGACUGCGCCGUCCCCACCGAGGGAAAGCACUGUGACGUGUGUCAGUCCGGUUACUACGGCACUCCACUCAAUGGAGCAAACUGCACUGAGUGUGAGUGUAACGGUCAUGGAGAUCUGUGUGACAGGGUGUCUGGCAGAUGUUUCUGCACAACGAAGGGCAUUGUGGGACACACGUGCAACCGGUGCGACGAACCCAACAGCUACGACGGGGAUCCACUAGAUGGCGGCACGUGUUACUAUUUGCUAACGAUUGACUACCAGUUCACGUUUAAUCUCUCAAAACCUGAAGAUGCCCACUAUUCAGCUAUAAGCUUUCAGAAUUCCCCUCAGAAACCAGGGGAAGAUGUGGAGUUCUCAAUCACCUGCUCAGGAGAAGCCCGGGUCAAUAUCACGUGGAAAAAUGAUCUCAGCGAUGGAGAGAAUCCUAUUUAUGCGAACGCGUGUACAUUCUACGAGACGACGUUUAGUCAGCACAUGUUCAACUUUGGAGAGAAUAAUCUCACCUUUUACGUAUACGUCUACAACUUCACGACUCCAUUCUGGCUCAAGAUUGCAAUCUCACAGAAUAACCCGAUUGAUCUGCUACAAUUUUUCGCGAUAUUUUUCGGCUGCUUCUUGCUUCUGCUGCUCAUCGCGGCUGCUGUGUGGAGGUUGAAGCAGAGGUACGACAUGUACAGACGCAGACAGUCGAAGCAGGUAUACAACGUGUACCAGCGUAGACAGGUGAGUGGAGGGCGUGUCACGCGAGGGUGGGGGUGUACCGAGCGGUAG
Priapulus caudatus is the source of this 1639-nucleotide messenger RNA. Its product is annotated as attractin-like protein 1. Lineage: Eukaryota; Metazoa; Priapulida; Priapulimorpha; Priapulimorphida; Priapulidae. Bases 89 to 1639 code for a protein of 516 amino acids. The record is from RefSeq and is a predicted model, not a curated record. Gene Ontology annotation, molecular function: protein binding. Gene Ontology annotation, cellular component: Golgi apparatus. The transcript is spliced from 14 exons.